AUGGAGCUUCCUCCUAUUCCCAUUUUAAAAAAUUAAUCAUAAUUUGGAAUUGAUAAUUUAGUAUCAUAAACACAUAUUUAUAAUACAUAAACUCAAAAUUAAGAAACUACAAAACCUUUUAAGUAAUUAGUGUUUUUUAUAAAAGGCGAAACUUCAAUUUAAAAGUAGGUGACAUAGUGUAUUUCAAGUCUUAUUUGACUGAUGAUUAUAAAGGAGUUAUAUCUGGUGAUGGUAUUGCAAGCAAUAAGUUGGAAUGUAUAUAGAUUUUGGGAAAAAAUCAACAAAUAAUAGAUCCAUCAAAGAAAAGUUUAUAAUAAAAAGUUGGCAGUUUGACAUUUCAGAAAAGCUUAUUUUAGGUAAUUACAGGCAAAAAAUAUCAUUAUUAAAAUUUUCUAGAGCAAGAACGUUCAAGAUCAAUAGAUGAUAUUAGAGAGUAGGCUAUAAAUGAAGAUAUUGAUUUAGAUUAAUGUUAAUUAGAAUAUGAAGGUAGAUUAAAAGAACUUGAAGAUAAAGCUAACGAAGAAAUUUUAGAAAAUUAACGGUUUUAUGAUCUUGCUUAUGGAUCUAAUAUUGUAUAUGGUUAAGAAAUAUAACUUAAACAUAUAUAUUCAUCAUGCAUACUAUCUUUUAAUAGUGCUAUAUUAGCAAAAGAAAAUUGUUGUAGAGAAUUAUCUUUGGAAGAAAUAUCCAAUUUAAAUUCAAAUUUUAGAAUUUUAUCUAUGAAUCAAGUAAAAAAUCCAGGAGAACCUAUUUUAUAUGGAGAUUAAAUAAUAGUUCAAAAUUCAAGUUCAAAUAAAUGGUUUAUGAAUAUAUAGAAGCCAAACUAAAAAUAUGAUAAAAAAGAUGGUUUAGAAGUUAAUUGUUCUUAAAUAGGAUUUCCUUUAAAAAUUGCAUGUUAUGUUGAUUCUAAAACUGAAUAAGAAAUAAAAUAACAAAUUAUAAAGUAAAAAGCUCUUCUUAGUGGAGAUGUAGUAACAAUAAAAAAUAGAUAUUUGGGUGGUUAUCUGUCAAUUCAAAGAUAACUUAGAAUUACUGAAGGAUUAGAUAAAAAAGAAGUUUUUAUUAAGAAUUAUGAUACAAAUAUAACAUACACAAAACAUUAAUUUUAUUUUGAUGUUGAAUAAGUUAGAAAUGAAAAAAUUGAAUAUAUGUAUAAAUUAUAUGUAGAUUCUUCAACAGAUGCAGAAAAUAAUUUAAAUAAUUUAUGGUAAAUUUAACAUGUUGAUAGUCUAACCUUUUCAAAACCAAAUUAUGAAAGUGUUUUCUUAAUAAGACAUGUAUGUACAGGAUUAUUUUUGGAAAUUUCUCAUCAUUCUGCAAAUUUAACUUAUGAUGGAUUAAGAUAGGAAUGUCAAUUUCAUUUAAGAUCUAAGAAGACUUUAGAUGAUUAAAUUUUAUUUAGUGAAGCAUAUAAAUUAUAAUCUGUUAUGAAUGUGUAAAUAGAUGGUUAUGUUACAUAAGAAAAUUUAGUCAUUGUUUGUUUAGAUGAUAGAGUAGCAGUAUAAAGAAAAAGUUAAAAAUAAAAUAUAGAAAGAGAAACAUUUUUGCUGAAAUUAGCAACUCCAGAGUAAGCUAAGACAGCUUUUAGAAUUAAUUCUUUAUAAGAAUAUUUAAUUUAAUUUUAUAUAUUUUUAUAAGAUUGGGGUAUGUUAAAGACAUCAGCAUAAGGUUUGGAAGUUAUAAGAACUUAUGAUUAUUUUGAAGCCUUUAAUAAUUAAAAGAUAUUAUAUGAUGAAAUUUUAUAAUUAUUUUAAACUUUGGAAAACUUAAAAUUGUAUUUAAAUAAUGAAGGUUAAGCUUAGACAAAUGAAUAAUAGUAAUUUAAAUAAAAAGCUUUAAUGGAUAAUGAUAUAAUUAAUUUGCUCUUUGCAAUUUAAAGAUUAUGCAAUUUUAUGAUAUAUGGUAGUUUGAGCAAUAAUAAUUCAUAAAUAUAAGACAAAACUCCUUAAAAGAUUGCAAAAGCAAAACUUGAUCCUCCAAUUUCAUCAUCAUAAAAAUUGAAUUGUAUAUAAGAAAUAUAUGAUGUUUUAAGUUUAUGUGUUUAAAAAAAUCAGGAUACAAGUAACUAUAUUUUGACAUUAAAGAUGAAUAAGGAGAGUAUUUUAGAUUUCCUAUUGCAAUAAUUGAAAUAUUAGAGAAAAUAUAUAUCUAAUCUCAUAAAGGAAAGUGUAAGGUAUACUGAUAUGAGUGAAUCUAAAGAAAAUAUAAAAAAAUGGGUUAAUUAAUUGGAAAAUCUAUCGGAAGAAAAUAUUGAAGAUUAAACUUUAUAUAUAGAAAUCUUAAGUUUGAUAAUGAUAGAUCCUUAUGAGAAUCCAAAUAAAUUAUGUUAGAAUGCAUGUAGAAGAUUAUUAUUUGGAACAAAAAAUUAAUAAGAAUAAUAAUACCCUUUUCAUAAAGUUUUAGUAUCCUUAGAUAUAUAAGAAGAGAAUAAUAAUUAUUAUCCAAUAGUAUAAUUUUAUCCAAAAAGAGAAAAAGGAUUGUAGAUGCAAUAUGUCAAUGAAUUUGGUUAGAAUAAUUAAUUAUUUUGUUAACUCUAUUUAAAGUUUAUUGAUAAAUAAGCAAGAAUUGCUUAGAGAUUUUUGAAUAAAAGACCUAGUUUAAUUGAUGUUGUGAUUGAUUUUUUUACAAUUGAAACACUCAAAGAAAAUUAAUUAGUAAAAUAAGAAGAUGCUAAAUUAGUAAUACCAAUAUUCUAGAAAUAUGAAAAUUAUUUAAUGAAUGUAAUGGGUUUAUAUUCUUCAUUAUGUAAAGGAAGAAAUUAAAAAAAUAUUAAAUGUUUGAUGAGAAAUUGUUUUUUAAAUCAAAAAUUCUUAGAAAUAUGUUUAAAACGUUAAUAAAAUAUUAAAUCUGAACUUAGAUUUGAAAAAACUUUAAUUGAAUUGUUUUGUAAUUUAUUCUUAGAUAUUGAUCCAUUAAUUAAGAUUUCAUAAAAUUAUGACCCCUUUUAUAAUAAUAUUACAUAAAUAAAUACAAUAAAAUGUUAUUUAAGUGAUGAUAUUGAUUAAUUCGAUAUAUAGAAUCCUUCAGGACUUUAUUUUUAUGAAAAUAAUGCAUCAAAAUCCUUAAAACGAAGUGAUGAUUAUUAGAGUUUUCUUCACUCAAAAGAAACUAAAGCAGAACAUUAAUAACUUAAACUAUAUGCUGCAAAAAUGUUAUCUAGAACUCAUAUAAAUGAUGUUCGUUUAUAUUAUUUAGAAAUGUUUACUAAAGAAGAUUAUCCAGAACAUCUUUUACAAGAAGCAAGUUAUGAUAUCUUCAAAUCAAAAAAACUUAGUCAAAAUAAUAAAUAAAAAUAUGAUUAUUCUCGUCUUGCUUAUUUAUAAUUACAUUAUUUUUUAGGUUUAUUGACAAUUAUUAAAAAUAGCAUAAAUUUAGGAUAUAAUUAAUUGGAUGAAAAUUAGAAAAUAUUCUCAAUACUUCCAAAUAUAUUUGUUGCCUUAAUUUUAUAAUAGAUUCCAGAUAUGAGAAUACACAGAUUUUCAGAAAAUGAAUCAUUUAUAUCAAAUCUGAAUAAAUUAAGAUAAUCAAUUGAUGAUAACAUUUGGGUUGUUACAUUCCUUCCUACUAAUGAAUAAUUAUAUGAAAAAAGGAAAUCAAAACAUAAAAAUCUAGAUAAAGACUAUAAAAGAAUGGAUUAAUCAUCUAAAUUAUAUAUGCAAUUUUAAAGAAAUUGGAUUCUAUAUAUGUUAAUAUGGACUUAUUAAUAUUGUAAUGAUGAAAUUCUAAGAAUGUAAGUAUAUUUGGAAGCUUUGUCUAUUUUAAAAAUCUUUGAAUAAUUAAAAUUAAAUCUAUAAAUUCUAGAAUUUCUAUUUAGUUCAUCUUAAUAAAAUGAAUCUAAUCCAAGUUCUCCAAGUUUUAGAGAUUAUGAUUAAUUUGGAUUUGAUGAAGUUCUAAAUCAAGAAAUAUAAAUUAAAAAAUCUAAAACUCCAAAUUCUAAAUCCAUUUAUAGUGUUUUCAAAGAACCUGAUGGAAAUAGCAUUUCUGGAUUAUUAUUUACUUGUUUAUUAACAUCAGGGAAGAGAAAUAAAUUAAAUGAAGAAUUAUUAAAAAGAAUAAUUCAAAGUUUUCAUGCACCAAAAUAUUCAAUCUAAGAAAUCAAUUAGGUUGAAAUAAUUGACAAUUUAUAAGAAUUAAGAUACUUUUCAAUUAUUAAUGGAAAUUCAAAUAGUGUUUAAUUAAUGAGUCCUAAAGAAGCAAUAUAAUUAUCAAAAAGAGCAUUAAAAUUCAUAAUAAGUUAAAAAGAUAAUAAUGUAAAUUAAAAAAGAAUUACAUCAUUUGAUUUAUUAAAAGGAUAUUCAUCUAAAAUAAUUGAAUAAUUUGAACUGUUUUUUAAACCUAAUUCUUAAGAUUUUUAAUAUUUAAAAUCAUUUUAAAAUAUAUUAAGGAAUGCAAAUAUUCAUUUAGUAUUUUUGAAAUUUUUAGUAGAUCCAGAAAUAAUUAAUAGUUCUAAUGACAUAGUUUUUUUUUAUAAAAGAAUUGUUCUAUUUUUGGAAUAUUUUAUAAUAGAUAACGAUACUAAUAUUGCAAUUUUAGCAGAUAAUCAGUAUUUAUUUAAAAUUCUUGAUGUAAUUUAAAUACCUUAACCAUAAGCAGAAGAUAAGUUUUAUAUUCCAAUCAAAAUAACAAAAUUAGCAAUCAAAAUGAUUUCUACGAUCCCAGAAAACUAACAUGAUAAUUUAAUAAAUAAAAUAUUCCUAAAAAUUUACAAUAUAGGAAAUCAAUUGAUGCAAAGUCAAGAGUUUUAUUUAAAAGUUUAUUGUGCAAGAGAUGAAAAUGAAGAGAUUAAAUUUAUAAAAAGAAGUUAACAUGAAAAUGCUGUUGCUUAUUUCUCUUUGAUUUAGUAUUUUAAGAUUUUAAGAUCUAUGACUAAAACCUAUGAAAAACCUGCAAAAUAGGCACCAUUAAAUAAACAUUUAAUAUUAUCAAAAAUCUUAAAAGAUAAUUUUCUAAGAAUAGUCUUAGAUCCAGUUAACUAUUAUAAAGAUAUACUGGUUCCAGAAUUGGUUACUCAUGAAGAAGAUGCCAAAGAUCCUUUAUUAUUUCAUAGAAUGAAAUUGCAUUCAGAAUUAAUAACAUUAAUAACUGAAUGUUGUCAAUAUUAUAGAUUGGGAAUUUAGGAAAUGUAAAGAAUAUUGCUAUAUGAAUAAUUAAAGACUAUUUUAUUAGCUCCAAAUAGUGAAUAUAUUGUUAAAAGGGCAUAUUUAUAAUGCUUAUUUGAAUUAUAUAUCAAUUAAGUUAAAUAAGGGUAGUUUAUUAAUGAUACAAUAGAAAGUGAUGAAGUUAGGGAUAUAUUAUCUAGAGUAAUAAUUCCAGAAUUAGAUUAAAAAUAAAUUUGUAAAUAUUUGGAGGGGUUAUCUAAAUUAGCAAAUCAAGAUAGAAAUAUUAAAGUUAUUUAAAGGGAUUUAAGAGAUUAAAUUAAAAGAUAAAAGUAGACUUAUUUUGAAAAUAAGCUAUCAUUUGAUUCUAAAUUUGUUAAAGAAUAAGGAAUAUUGAGAGAUUUAAGUGAAUAUUGGAAGUAUUUGAGAAAAAAUGGAGUAAUUCAUUUUUUAAUUUAUACUUAUGAUGAAAUAAAAGAUAGAAUUGAUCUUGAAAAUCCAGAGAUUUAAAAUUUGUCUGAUGAAUUUGCAAUCAUUAAAUAGAAUUUUGUAAAAAUUAAGGAGAUUUUUAAUGUUUUAGAGAGAGAUUUUAGAGUGAAAAAAGAAGAUCUAGAUUUAGAUGAUUAUAGAUAAUUGAUAAUUUCAAUUGAGGAAAUUAUUCCAUAAAGAAAAAUUACUAAAUUUGGUUAGAAUUUUAGAAUAGGAUUUCAAUAAGAUAAGAAUGAUAAUAAAUUGAUUUUUGAUAAGUUUGAUACUUUGAAAGAUGAUUAAACAGGAGAAAAGAAGUUGUAAGAAGAAGAUAAUGUUCAAAGAAUAGAAAAUCCAUUUAGGAGAAACUUUAAAGUGUAUCUGAUUAGAUAUAAAGUGAAUAUCAAUUAAUUUAAUGAAUAUAUUGAAAGUAAGGCAAAUGAACAAGAAAGACUAUAGAAAAUUCUAGAUACUUGCAAUAUUUAUAAGACAUACAUCUAAUAGAAGGAUAUUGAUGAAAUCUAUAAAAUGAAUGUAGAAUAAAUUAAGAGAUAAGAAUAAAUAAAUAAUAGAAAUAAUAUUGUAAGUUAAUGGGAUUUAUUUAAAUAAGCAAUGAGAGAAUUAUUUGAAAUGCAAACUACUUAAAAUGUAAUAAACUAGUAAGUACAAACUUAUUAAAGAUAAUAAGAAGGUUUAGAAAAUCUUAAGUAAUAGUUUGGAAUAGCUUGUCGAAAACUAAUAGGAAAACAAUAUAAAAAACAUGGAGGUUAGUUAGAAGGUUCUGAAGAUUUAUUAUCAGAUGAUAUUUAAAUAGAAUUGUUAAUAAAAACUUUAGAGUAACAAAAUACAAACUUAUUAAUUGAAGAUAAUGUAUAGGAAUUUUUGUAAAAAUGUUAAGAAAUAUUCUUAAAUAGAGAAGUUUAUUUAAUAAAAUUUUGUAAAAUAUUCUUAUUCUUAAAAAGACCCACUUAAGAUGAUAUUGAUUCACUUACUGAAGCUAAAGAUGAAAAAUCUAAAGAUAUAAUAAGAUAGAAAUAAUAAAUAUUCAUAAAAUAUCAAAAUGCUAUGGUAGAUGGUGGUUUGGAUAUAAUAGCAUUAGAUAUAUUGAAUGAAUCUGUUGAUGAUUAACAUAAAAUAGAGGCAUUAUAAUUGUUAAUUUAUUUAUUGGAUUAUGGAAAUGAUUAUGUCUAAAAAAAGUUUUAUAAUAUACUUAAGUAAGAUUAGAUAAUUAAAUCUAAAUUUUUUGUUUUCCUUAGAGGUUUCUUUUUGACUGAUAUUAAUUCCAGAAUAUUAGAAUUAGAAUUAUGCGAAGACAAUAAUACUGAAUAUAAAAUACUUUGUUUGAAAGUAUUAAAAUUAUUAUAGGCAUUAUGUGAAAAUGUUAAUGUUGAUUUCUAGAAGUUUUUAGUUCGUUAAUAUGAUGAUGAUUCAUAUCAAGCCAAUAUUAAUAUUGUUAAUGAAGUUGCUAGUUUAUUAGCAGAUUUAUUGGAAAAAGGAUAAAGUGUAUUUUAUAAGUUGUAAGAAAUCUACAGAUAAGCUUUGGAGAGUUUAGUUGAAUUCUCUACUGGAUUUGAAGAAAAUAAAAAGGAAUUAUGUAAAAAUACAAGAUUAUUUACAUUAUUAAAUUAAAUUUUAUAGAAAGAAGAUUUGAUAUCAUUUAAAUAAUUAUAAUAGGAGAAUCGUAAUAUAUUAAAAGAAAAUUUAUUAAAAUCACAAAAUCAAGAAGAAGAUCUUAUUAUUAAUUUAAAUAAAAAUUAAAUUAAUUAUUAAGAAAGAAAAUAUAACUCAUAUUAGACACUUUAAUCAUUUAUUAAAUUAUUAUUGUUGAUUACUUAAGGUAAACUUAAUAAAAAAUCUUUGAAAUUUAUAAUAGAAACUGUAAAUAUUACUAUUCUAAUGAGAAUAUCAAGAUCUAUUUAUCAAGAUCGUAUUAAACCUAAAUAGAGAAAUAUCAUAUUAGAUAAUAUUUGUGAUGAAUCAAAAACUGGACAACAUUAAUAUUGUUCUAAUAAUUUAUGUCAUUUUGGAUUAAGAACUGAUGAAGAUAACCUAUUGAUAUAAACUGGUUUCAAUAUUUUUAUCAUUUGUCUAAAAUUAUCAGAGCAUUUUCCAAAUGAUCCAUAAUUAGAAAUUUUUAAAUUUGAUGAAGAGUAUGAUGAAUAAGAUGAUUUUACUGAUUUUAGUGAUCCCUUAUAAGAAGAAUUACAAAAAAAAAAUACUGUUUCUUCUUAAAAAAUAGUACCAAUCUUUAUAAAAAAUCAAAAUACUGAAAAAGAGGAAGAAAAUGCUCUAUUAAGUAAUAGAUUAAGAUAAACUUCAUUUAAUGAAUUUAAAUAAAUUCUUGAAGAAAUCUAAAAUGAUGAUAAUUAUAAAUUUACUAGAAAACAAUAAUUUUUUAAAUUCUAUAGAUAAUUUACAGGUAGAAUUGAAAUUUAAAAUGAAUAAUCUGAACUUGAAAAGAUUUUCUUUUAAAAACCUUUUGUUUGCAAUUUUGUUACUCCUAAUAUUAAAUAACAUUUAAUUUAUGAGAUCAAAAGAGAUACAGAUGAAGAUAGAAUGUAAGGAUUAAUAGAUUAAGCUGAUUUUUAUCAGGUUUAAAUGAGACAUUCCUAAUAAAUUAAUAAUAGCUUUAUAAUGCAUUUUGGAGCAGUUUAUUGGAGAUUAUUAAAAGAUAUAUCCUUUAUACUCUGUUCCGUUAUAGUAAUUCUAUUGAUUUUUAUGCAUGAUAUAGUUGUCAAUAGUAAAUUAGGCUCUAAUUAAGAAGCUCCUGAAUCUAAUACAAAAGUACCUGGAGAGAACUUUGUAAGUUAUCUUAAUAAUGUAAUAUUUAUAUUAAUUUUUUUAGAUAAUUACAAUAAUUUAAUUAGUAUUGAAUCUAAUUAUUGUAUUUUUCUGUGCAAUAGAAAGAUAUCCAAUAUCAAUUACUUAUAAUAGAGGUGAAACAAAUGCUAAAAAAGUUCAGAUCUUAAAAAAAGAAGCUGGAUUUUCAAUAGCAUUUUUGACAAUGAAAUAUUAUAGUAUUAUUGGAUAUUUUGAAUAGGAAUUUUAAGGAUAAAAAGUAAGUGAAAGCACUAUUAAAAAACUUAUACUUGUUAUAUUUUUUGAUUUUGAUAAUUUUUACAAUGUAAUAAUAAUAUUAAUUUUAAUAGAUUUGUAUUUUUGGACUAACAGUCUAUGCAUUUUUUAAUCCAUAUAUAUAUGCAGUACUGUUGUUAGAUAUCAUAAAGAGAUCUGAAGAUCUUUAGAAUAUUAUAAAAUCAAUUACAUCUAACGGUAGAAAUCUAGCAAUAUUCUCUUUUCUUGGUUUUAUUGGAUUAUUAAUUUAUGCUAUAAUUGCAUUUUCAAACUUUAGUUGGAUGUUUAAUGAUGAGGAUGGUGUUUAUGGUUAAACAUUUAUUUUAGCUGUCACAUCUACAAUUAAUUUUGGUCUUCGUAGUGGUUUAGGAGAUUCAAUGAAAACAUAUCCUUAACCUUAUGAAGAUCCUACAUUAUAUUGGGGGAGAUACUUUUUUGACUUCUCAUUUUUCAUAAUAUUUAAUAUUUUGUUCAUCUAAAUAAUUUUUGGUAUAAUUUUAGAUACUUUUGGUGAAUUGAGAGAUGAAAGAUAAGCCUUAGUGAAGGAAAUAGAGGGAAAGUGUUUUGUUUGUAGUCUUGAAAAGAAUGAUAUUGAUACAAAGUAAGAUAACUUUUAUAUUUAUAGUGGAUCAAAAGGCUGGCAUUAUCAUAUAUAUUUAGAACAUAGUGUCUAUCAUAUGCUCUACUAUAUCAUUUAUAUAAAGAAUAAAGAUCUUAAUGAUUGUAAUGCGUUAGAGAAGUUUGUAAAAAGAUGUAUAGAUGGAAAAGAAACGGCAUUUUUCCCUUUUGGAAGAGCUUUAUAAAUUGAAGAUUAGAAUAAUGAUGAAGACGAAUUGAUUGAUCCUAUUGAAUCCUGA
Messenger RNA from Paramecium pentaurelia, 9496 nucleotides. Lineage: Eukaryota; Ciliophora; Oligohymenophorea; Peniculida; Parameciidae. The record is from the annotation of a GenBank genome assembly.